Molecule: messenger RNA, 894 nt
Organism: Delphinapterus leucas (beluga whale)
Lineage: Eukaryota; Metazoa; Chordata; Mammalia; Artiodactyla; Monodontidae
Source: RefSeq, a predicted model, not a curated record
AUGUGUGACACAGUUCUUCCUCCUCAGGAAUAUGAGGCUCCUGCGAUAGAUGAUGGGAAGCUAGAGGUAGUGGCAAUCUUUGGUUCUGUACAGAUGGCAAUGUCCCGUAUCAUCAACCUGCAUCAUCAUCGCAUCGCCCAGUGCCGUGAGGUGAUGAUAACCAUCGAUGGUGAAGAAGGUAUCCCAGUGCAGGUGGAUGGGGAGGCCUGGGUUCAGAGGCCAGGCCUUAUCAAGAUUAGAUACAAGAACACUGCCCAGAUGCUGACAAGAGAUCGGGACUUUGAGAACUCAAUGAAAAUGUGGAAGUGCAAGCAUUCUGAAAUCCAGGCUGCCUCUCAACCCCAGCUGGACUCCCAGGAAUCUCAAGAUGGCCUCUCUGAUGAGGAGUAUGCCCAGAUGCAGCACUUAGCUCAGCUUGCAGAAAACCUCAUCAGCAGACUUACUGACCUGAGUAAGGUCCACCAGCAUGUGUCUGUCCUCAUGGAUUCUGUGAAUGCCAGUGCUAACAUACUGAAUGAUAUAUUUUACAACCAAGACAGUAGCAAUGAGGCAGGUGCAGCUUCCUGCACUCCCAUUGAGCUGAGAAAUGCUGAGUAUGUGGCCACACUGCAAACUUCCCUGGAUGCCAUGAAUAAGGAGUUUGAAAAGCUAUCUGAGAUUGACUGGAUGAAUUCAAUCCUUUCUCCAGAGGAAAAGUCUUCAGAUACUGACAAUAGAAGCCUCGGAUUGAAAGUUAAGUUCCCCAAAUUGGGAAAGAAGAAGCCAGAAGAGGAAGACAAACCUAAAUCAGGCCAAGGCAUCCAGGGCUUUAUUGGAAAUUUGUGGCACCGCAGACAUCAUGAAGAUGAAGCAAAAGAUGAUGAUCCUCCAACACCAUCAGGAUCUCAACUAUAA